UGUAAAGUUUGGCGGCCCUGAUGAGAGUGCAGACGAAUAUUAUACCGGCAUCAUUAAUCUAACCUCAUCUCGAGACGUCAUGACGAUGACUUCGUUCUAGCGUAUUGAUUUUUUGUUCUAAACAACGAUAAAUAGAAUUAAAACGAAAAAAAAUCAAAUUCUAUAUAUUUGACGUUGUUUAUUGCAUAUAAAAAUGUUGUUCUACUCAUUUUUCAAAUCCUUAAUUGGAAAAGAUGUAGUUGUGGAAUUAAAAAAUGAUCUCAGCAUUUGCGGUACUUUGCAUUCUGUAGAUCAAUAUCUUAAUAUAAAAUUAACCGAUAUAAGUGUAACAGAUCCAGAUAAAUAUCCUCAUAUGCUAUCAGUAAAGAAUUGCUUUAUUCGUGGAUCAGUAGUACGAUACGUACAACUUCCUGGCGAUGAAGUUGAUACACAGCUUUUGCAAGAUGCUGCUCGUAAAGAAGCAGCAGUUCAAACAAGAUGACAUGUUUUUUUGUUGAAAUAUAUUAUUAUUUCAUUCGAUUCAUUUUAUACAAACUAUAUCAAAGACAUCAAUUAAUUUAAAAAUAUGAAAUAUAAAAACGCAUGGUUAUUGCAUAUAUUUCUCUCCAUAUAUUGUCUUUACAUGUACAAAAGCAGGUAUAAAAGAGAUAUUUAAAAAUGUUA
Molecule: messenger RNA, 663 nt
Organism: Vespula vulgaris
Lineage: Eukaryota; Metazoa; Arthropoda; Insecta; Hymenoptera; Vespidae
Product: U6 snRNA-associated Sm-like protein LSm2
Exons: 4
Coding region: 194-481 (95 amino acids)
Biological process (GO): mRNA splicing, via spliceosome
Cellular component (GO): U6 snRNP; P-body; catalytic step 2 spliceosome
Molecular function (GO): RNA binding
Source: RefSeq, a predicted model, not a curated record